AGAAAUGAGGUUAGGAACAUUUAUUUUUCUAAGUAUUCUGUUUUUUAAGUGUCAUUCAUCUAAAAUAUUGAUCUUCAAUCCAAUAUAUGGAUUUAGCCAUGUCAAAUUUAUUAGCAAAGUGGCGGAUAUUAUCGCGGAUCAUGGUCACCAUGUGACUUUAUUCCAACCAUAUCAUAUUGCUCUGAAAAACCUGGAUGGGUUGGUUAAAAACAAAAAUAUAGAAAUUUUAAACUACCACCCAACACACUACGAAGAGUUGUUGAAAGCUGAACCCCAAGCCUUCUCAUUCUUUUGGGACUCUCAUUUGGUUGGAAAUCCAGUUAUUGGAGCAUUUCUGAUGCCGAAAUUGAUCGGUGGAGAGUUCAAAAUAACAGCAAUGGAGGUUCUCAGCGAUCGCAAUAUGUUAAAAUUGCAGUUCGUAUUAAAACAUGCUCGGCUGAUAAAAGUUGGAGGCAUUUCCACGUAG
Caenorhabditis elegans is the source of this 466-nucleotide messenger RNA. It is a transcript of the gene T19H12.12, whose product is annotated as Glucuronosyltransferase. The record is from RefSeq and is marked reviewed. NCBI's taxonomy places the organism in Eukaryota, Metazoa, Nematoda, Chromadorea, Rhabditida, Rhabditidae. The transcript is spliced from 3 exons. Bases 5 to 466 code for a protein of 153 amino acids.